Molecule: messenger RNA, 717 nt
Organism: Rhizophagus irregularis DAOM 181602=DAOM 197198
Lineage: Eukaryota; Fungi; Glomeromycota; Glomeromycetes; Glomerales; Glomeraceae
Source: RefSeq, a predicted model, not a curated record
AUGUAUUUCUGCUGGGUCCUCAAUUACUGCGGAUUUUUUAAUUGCUCAGCCGAUAAACAAGAAAAUAUUAAAGUAUUGAAUCAAGCAAUUGAUUUAGGAUGUACAUUUUGGGAUUCUGCUGAUAUUUGUGAUAAUGGAGCUAAUGAAAUUCUCCUUUUAAAAGUUCUUAAAGAUCGUCAUAAUGAAUUGUUUCUUUGUACAAAUUUUGGCAUCGUUCGAGGUCCAAAUGGCGAAUUUAGUGUAUCAGAUACUAUUUGCGCUCUAGCAGAACUUGUUAAAGAAGGAAAAAUUAAAUAUAUUAGUCUUUCUGAAUGUUCUGCAGAAACUCUUCAACGUGCUUAUAAAGUUCAUCCUAUUGUCGCAGUUCAAACACUUGAUAUUGAAAUAAGUGGAAUUAUGGAAGCUUUUCGUGAUUUAGGUGUCACUAUAGGAAGAUAUAAGUCUAUCGAUGAUUUUAAAUCAGAUGAUUUUAGAAGAUUGAUUCCACAUUUUCAAGGUGAAAAUUUCAAUAAAAAUUUGGAAAUUAAAGGCGUAACUCCAGGACAACUUUGUUUAUCUUGGAUUCUAGCUCAGGGAGAUAAUAUGAUUGUUAUUCCUGGUACAAGAAAAAUUAAACAUUUUGAAGGAAAUGUUGAAGCAGUAAAAGUUAAACUUAGUUCUGAAGAAUUGGCUGAAAUAAGGCAAAUUAUUAAUUCUAUUGAAAUUAUUGGGUUAUAG